Messenger RNA from Apodemus sylvaticus (European woodmouse), 3722 nucleotides. RefSeq names its product septin 9 (gene Septin9). NCBI's taxonomy places the organism in Eukaryota, Metazoa, Chordata, Mammalia, Rodentia, Muridae. The record is from RefSeq and is a predicted model, not a curated record. Gene Ontology annotation, biological process: cytoskeleton-dependent cytokinesis. Gene Ontology annotation, molecular function: GTP binding; molecular adaptor activity; GTPase activity. The coding region runs from base 232 to 1968 and encodes 578 amino acids. Gene Ontology annotation, cellular component: cell division site; septin ring; microtubule cytoskeleton. The transcript is spliced from 11 exons.
GCAGCAGCCAGUGCCGAGUCUCGGAGGCCGGCUGGGGUGCGGGAACCUGAUCCAGCCGGGAGGCGGGGGCGGGGCGGGGGCCCGGGUGCUUGGGGAGGGACCGGCGCCCGCCUUCCUCCCCCAUUCAUUCAGCCGACCGUGGGGGCCGAGGGGCUCGGGCGGCCAGCUCGGCACCGGGAGCGGGAGCGCGCAGGGCCGGGUCUCCGCGGGACUCCCUGCGCACCAGCCACCAUGUCCGACCCCGCGGUCAACGCACAGCUGGACGGGAUCAUUUCAGACUUUGAAGCCUUAAAGAGAUCGUUUGAAGUCGAGGAGAUUGAGCCACCCAACUCCACGCCACCCCGGAGGGUCCAGACUCCUCUGCUCCGAGCCACGGUGGCCAGCUCCAGCCAGAAAUUCCAGGACCUGGGGGUGAAGAAUUCAGAGCCUGCUGCCCGCCUCGUAGACUCCCUGAGUCAGCGCUCCCCCAAGCCUUCCCUGCGGAGGGUGGAGCUGACCGGGACCAAGGCGCCCGAGCCCAUGUCUCGCCGCACGGAACUCUCCAUUGACAUCUCUUCCAAGCAGGUAGAGAGCACGGCCUCUGCUGCCGGGCCCUCGCGGUUCGGGCUGAAGAGGGCCGAAGUCCUGGGCCACAAGACCCCAGAGCCUGUCCCUCGGCGGACGGAGAUCACCAUUGUCAAGCCUCAGGAGUCCGUGCUCCGCAGGGUGGAGGCCCCCACCUCCAAGAUUCCCGAGGGCUCCGCCGGGUUGCCUGUCACCGAUGCAGCAGCGCCCAAGAGGGUAGAGACCCAGAUGCCCAAGCCGGCUGAGGCGCCCAACUGCCCGCUCCUGCCCCAGACCCUGGAGAACUCGGAGGCCCCAGUGUCUCAGCUGCAGAGCAGGCUGGAGCCCAGGGCCCCUGUGGCUGAGGUCCCAUAUCGGAACCAGGAGGACCCUGAGGUGACUCCCAGCUGUGUUGGCGACAUGGCGGACAACUCUAGAGAUGCCAUGCUCAAGCAGGCACCCGUGUCACGGAACGAGAAGGCCCCGGUGGAGUUUGGCUACGUGGGGAUCGACUCCAUCCUGGAGCAGAUGCGCAGGAAGGCUAUGAAACAGGGCUUCGAGUUCAACAUCAUGGUGGUUGGGCAGAGCGGCCUCGGGAAGUCCACCUUAAUCAAUACCCUCUUCAAGUCCAAAAUCAGCCGGAAGUCGGUGCAGCCCAUCUCGGAGGAACGCAUCCCCAAGACGAUUGAAAUCAAGUCGAUCACCCACGAUAUUGAAGAGAAGGGGGUCCGAAUGAAGCUGACGGUGAUUGAUACCCCAGGCUUCGGAGACCACAUCAACAACGAGAACUGCUGGCAGCCCAUUAUGAAGUUCAUCAACGACCAAUAUGAGAAGUACCUGCAGGAGGAGGUCAACAUCAACCGCAAGAAGCGAAUUCCCGACACCCGUGUCCACUGCUGCCUCUACUUCAUCCCAGCCACCGGCCACUCGCUCAGGCCCCUGGACAUUGAAUUCAUGAAGCGCCUAAGUAAGGUGGUGAACAUUGUCCCCGUCAUCGCCAAGGCUGACACGCUGACCCUGGAGGAGAGGGUCUACUUCAAACAACGGAUCACCGCAGACCUGCUGUCCAAUGGCAUUGACGUGUACCCCCAGAAGGAGUUUGACGAAGACGCAGAGGACAGGCUGGUGAACGAGAAGUUCCGGGAAAUGAUCCCAUUUGCUGUGGUGGGCAGCGACCAUGAGUAUCAAGUCAACGGCAAGAGGAUUCUGGGAAGGAAGACCAAGUGGGGCACCAUUGAAGUUGAGAAUACCACUCACUGUGAAUUUGCCUACCUGCGGGAUCUCCUUAUCAGGACGCACAUGCAGAACAUCAAAGACAUCACCAGCAACAUCCACUUCGAAGCCUACCGUGUGAAACGCCUCAACGAGGGCAACAGAGCCAUGGCCAACGGGAUCGAGAAGGAGCCGGAAGCCCAGGAGAUGUAGAUGCGUCCCGCCCCUGGACCCCACCCCUAGAUCUUUCCAUCGUCCCUGGCCCACCCACCUACCCUGUCUUAUUUUAUAUAAUUAUCUCCAUUUGUCACCUGCUUCCAUCCAUCUCUUCCCACACUUUGCCAGGUAACAAGAGAGGGUUUACCUCCCAAGUGUGCUCUUAUUGGCUGCAGCAGCAGGGUGGGCGGGGCUACAGCCUGGGCUUGCGCUGUGCUCUGCUUCCUCCCUGGGUUGUGAAGGUGAAGCCUAUGGGGCCCGGGUCCUAGGGGCUGCAGAGGAGUUCAUAUGGCCGCCAGACCCCAUGGCCACAGCCUCAAGCAGGUUAGAGACUGCACCAGAGGAUGGAGCUGGCCUGGUAUUCCUGGAACCCCCCACCUCCCCUCCGGGGGCAUUGCUCCCAGCAUCCUCCGCUGCCUGCCCUUCAAGGGAACUAGAGAGGUCACAGCCAAAGUUGCCAGUCACUUAGACAAAGUGACAACCGUGCCCCUCGAGCUUGUCCCAAGCAGAAAGUGCCUUGAUCCACAAGAGCCAGUCACCUCUUCCCAGAUGUCCCUUUGGAUGAAAAGCAGGGACGCGCUGGAGAGGGGGAGGUGUCUUUUCUCCCUCGCCCUUCGAUUCCCGCCCCCCUCCCCGUGCUGUAGAUACUGCUACUACACUGGGCUUUAAUUAUAAAAGACGAAGCAUGAAAGAGGCUCCCCAGCCCCGCUCCCAAUCUUAGGAAGGUCAAAGCAGGAUGUGUUGAAGCCACGAGGGAGGAAGUCUCCUGAGGGAGAGGAAGCCAUGGAAGGAAGGCAUAAAUAAGGGUGCGAGGGAGCUCUCCUGCCCAGGUGCCACUGAAGGCAUGUCUGUCUGGUCCUCAGUUUGGGCCAAGAUACUCUGGUUACAUUGGCACUCCGUUGCCCCACCCUGCCCCGCCCCCACACACCUCAGGCUCAAGCCUUGAUGAUUCAGUGACUAUUGUGUGGGAGGCAGAAACCUGACCAUUUUGUUGUCUACAUGAGCCUAGACCCCCGUGCCCCAGAACCCAUCAAAAAUACCCCCAAAGAGGGAUGGGUGAGGGGGUCAGAGAUGGACAGCCAGACUCCAGGGCAAGGUUUCAUAGCAUCUUCUCUCAGAGGGAGCCAUUAGGGACCAUCUAUGCACAGCCGACCAAAGCCAUGUCCUUCCUGCCGGCCUCCCAUGCUUGUUAGCCCCUGGGGAGGAGUUUGGUGAGGUUAGUUAGGUGGGACCCGCUUGGGGAAGGUGCCUCUACAGACUCCGGGCUUGCUUUCUGCAGCCCAGAAGUGCAGUGGGAGGGGUGGGGUGCAGACAGAGGAGAGGGGAACAUUAUUUCCUGCUUUGGGUGUCUGCUCCCCCACCUUGUCGGGGAAGGCCCCUCGUCACGCCCUUCGGCCGAACAGUUCGAUUGCCAGCUUGCCAAGUUCUUUUGCCAAAAUCAGGACUUUGAAGGAAAUCUCCAGCAUGCUGGACCAGGGCACACCGGCCUUCUCCAGCCCCAGUGUCCCUGGGGACUUAGCAGCAACCCAGUGUCAUCAGGAUGACUUUGUGCCUCUAUAACCAGGUAUUGAAACUGUUCGUCUCACCAGGCCGUUCCACAUGGCCCUCUGCUGGGGGCUUCCUGGUGGGGGCCGGAAAAGUCUCUCUCUCUCUCUCUCUCUCUCUUUUUUUUUUUUUUUUUUUUUUGUAUAAAAUAACAAAGUGUUGAAAUGUAUUUCCUGAAAUAAAUGUUUCAAAUACAAACUGGCUCA